Molecule: messenger RNA, 930 nt
Organism: Hyaloscypha bicolor E
Lineage: Eukaryota; Fungi; Ascomycota; Leotiomycetes; Helotiales; Hyaloscyphaceae
Exons: 3
Source: RefSeq, a predicted model, not a curated record
GUUAUAGACUCUUUUCUCCCAGAGGAAAAGACAGCCCAGAGCUCGGCUCGAAUCGCGUACUUCUACUGUUCAAGGACGUCUGAUGAUACCAAACGAGGCGAUCCGUCCAAUGUUCUCCGCUCUAUAGCGAAACAGCUAGCUGAAUCUGGGGAUUUGGCUUCUUCGGCAUACACUGCAACUAUUAACCUCAUCAUUGAAUUGAAAGAAAUCAACUCAUGCACUAUCAUCAUUGACGGUCUCGAUGAGUGCCAAAACAGAACGCGCGGAGACCUGCUGCACGGCCUCAACACCAUAGCAUCCUCUCCUGGAAAGGCUGUUAAGAUAUUUGUCGCUAGUCGGGAUGACAAUGACAUUAAUGGGGCUUUGUUACGUUACCCAAAUCGUUGCAUUGAUGCUCAGGACAAUGAAGCAGAUAUUCGGAGGUAUGUCGGGGAGGAAUUAGAGAAGGCGAUACAAAAUAGAUUGAAAUCUUAUCCUCAACGUAUCUUGGCCAAGCUUGAGAAGAAAAUACAGAAUACGCUGGUUGAUGAAGCCGGGGGCAUAUUCCGCUGGGUCUCGCUGCAGCUGGAGGCUUUGUUUGACACAAGCAGAAAUAGAAUAGAGGCAGACAUGGAGUAUCAGCUGUCAAGACUUCCACCGGACCUCAAGGCCAGUUACGACGUCAUCUACGAGCAACUUCUGGCGCAAGGUGGACCUAGUCAAAUCAUCGCACAUAAGGCAAUUGCUUGGUUACUAUGUGCAAGGCAGCCAAUCUCGACCCUUGAUUUUAUUCAAGCUCUCAAUGUGGGUGAUGGCUCUCCUAAGAUCAGAACCAAGGAGGAGGUCUUAGCUAUCUGUGGUAAUUUCGUCAAGCACGACGAAGAUCUCGACCGAUUUCGGAUCUUUCACCUGUCAGUCACCAAUUAUUUCGAAGAACAGCGAUCCGAUUGG